CCUUGGUCCGGGCGGAAGCGGAAGCGUGGCGGCAGUCGGAGGCUCGCGCGCGUGAGGAGGAGGGGGUAGAGCCAUGGGUCGAGUGAAACAGCAUCAGCAGCAGGAGGCGGCGGAGGAGGAGGCCGAGGCUUCCACCUCCGCCACCCCGGAGCGGUCCUACCACGAGCUGGUGGAGAACGUCAACUGCAUCGCGCAGCCGCUGGCCUCCCGCAAGCUCACAAGGAAGCUGUACAAGUGCAUCAAGAAAGGUCCGCACCGGGAGGGAGGCAGGGUUGGGCCGCGUGUCUCUAACGCUCUCCCCUAGGAAGCUAUAGCUGAUAAAAUGAACUUCAACAGGGAGA
Sceloporus undulatus (fence lizard) is the source of this 341-nucleotide messenger RNA. RefSeq names its product H/ACA ribonucleoprotein complex subunit 2-like. Bases 74 to 304 code for a protein of 76 amino acids. The record is from RefSeq and is a predicted model, not a curated record. NCBI's taxonomy places the organism in Eukaryota, Metazoa, Chordata, Lepidosauria, Squamata, Phrynosomatidae. The transcript has a single exon.